Danaus chrysippus (African queen) is the source of this 2235-nucleotide messenger RNA. NCBI's taxonomy places the organism in Eukaryota, Metazoa, Arthropoda, Insecta, Lepidoptera, Nymphalidae. The record is from the annotation of a GenBank genome assembly.
AUGACUAUCUUAAGUUUGUUUCGGUUAGGAAGCUUAUCAAAAGUUACAAAAAGUUUGAGUCAAUUACAAGUUGAGAAAUUUUCUUCAUACAUCAAAUAUGCAGAACACAAGGAAUUGGAAAAAAUCAGAAACAUUGGUAUAUCAGCUCACAUUGACUCAGGAAAAACUACUCUAACUGAAAGAAUACUAUUUUACACCGGCAGAAUAGAUCAGAUGCACGAGGUAAAAGGCAAAGAUAAUGUAGGCGCUGUAAUGGAUUCAAUGGAAUUGGAGCGUCAAAGAGGGAUUACUAUCCAGUCGGCAGCAACAUAUACUAUAUGGAAGGAUCACAAUAUCAAUAUAAUAGAUACACCAGGUCAUGUGGACUUCACAGUGGAAGUUGAGAGAGCAUUACGGGUUUUAGAUGGAGCAGUAUUAGUGCUGUGUGCCGUCGGUGGUGUACAGAGUCAGACUUUAACAGUUAAUAGGCAGAUGAAGAGGUAUAAUGUACCGUGCGUGGCAUUUAUUAAUAAGUUGGACAGAAUGGGGUCUAAUCCUGACAGAGUUUUAAAACAGAUGAGGUCCAAAAUGAAUCACAAUGCAGCAUUCCUACAUUUACCGAUGGGAUUGGAGAAGGAAUGUAAAGGUAUACUAGACCUUGUUGAAGAGAAGGCUAUGUAUUUUGAGGGGGAUUACGGUGAAAUUGUGAGGUUGGAUGAAGUGCCUCAAGAUAGAAGAGCUGAAGUGAAGGAAAAAAGACAUGAACUUGUUGAACAUCUUUCCAAUGUUGAUGAAAUCUUAGGUGAGAUGUUCCUUGAAGAAAAAGUCCCAACCAACGCAGAUAUAAAGCAGGCUGUGCGUCGUACAACACUAAAACGGACAUUCACUCCAGUUUUAAUGGGAACAGCGUUAAAAAAUAAGGGGGUCCAGCCUUUAUUGGAUGCUGUACUAGAUUACUUGCCGCAUCCAGGGGAAGUUGAAAACACAGCUCUUACUGGCGAGAAAAAGGGAGAAGCGACUACCAUAGUGUUGGAUCCUACAAGAAGCGAUGCUAAGCCGUUUGUAGGGUUGGCAUUCAAAUUGGAAGUCAGCAAAUUCGGUCAACUGACGUAUCUGAGAUGUUAUCAGGGCAUGUUGAAACGAGGGGAAACGAUAUACAAUUCAAGAACAGGUAGAAAGGUGAAAAUAUCACGUUUAGUCCGAAUGCACUCCAACAAUAUGGAGGAGGUGAACGAAGUGUUGUCUGGUGAUAUCUUCGCUUUGUUCGGUGUUGAUUGCGCGUCCGGUGAUACCUUCGUUAACGACAGUAAACUACAACUAUCAAUGGAAUCGAUACACGUACCGGAUCCAGUUGUCUCCAUGUCUAUAAAACCCAAGAAUAAUAAGGAUAGAGAUAAUUUCUCUAAGGCCGUUGCAAGAUUCACCAAAGAGGAUCCGACCUUCCACUUCCGGUACGACAGCGAUAACAAAGAAACAGUGGUUUCCGGUAUGGGGGAACUUCAUCUUGAGAUUUAUGCGCAGAGAAUGGAAAGGGAAUACGGCUGUCCAGUGGAGCUUGGGAAACCAAAGGUUGCUUUCAGAGAGACUAUGAUGUCACCGUGUGAGUUUGAUUAUCUUCACAAAAAGCAGUCCGGCGGCGCGGGUCAGUUCGCGAAGGUCACUGGCAUUAUGGAACCAUUGCCGCCACAUCAAAACACGCUGUUAGAGUUCGUUGAUGAAACGAUAGGAACGAACGUACCGAAGCAGUUCGUUCCCGGUGUUGAGAGAGGGUUUAUUGACACGUGUCAGAAGGGAUAUCUGUCGGGUCAUAAGAUAUCGGGCGUCAAGUUCAGGCUACAAGACGGCGCUCAUCACAUAGUGGACUCCAGUGAACUGGCAUUCUUUUUGGCUGCGAAAGGCGCUGUUAAAGAAGUUUUCGAGGACGGUGCGUGGCAGAUUUUAGAACCAAUAAUGUCAGUUGAAGCGGUGAUGCCGGAUGAGUUCCACGGAGCUGUGAUAGGACAGCUGAAUAAGAGAGGCGGCAUCGUGACCGGUACGGAGGGCAGCGAAGGUUGGACAACGAUAUACGCUGAGGUGCCCUUGAACAAUAUGUUCGGGUACGCUGGGGAACUCAGAUCGAUGACUCAAGGUAAAGGUGAGUUCAGUAUGGAGUACAGUCGUUACUCGCCGUGUCUGCCCGACGUCCAAGAACAACUUAUAAGAAAAUACCAAGAGGAAAUGGGUUUACUACCAGAUCAGAAGAAGAAGAAAAAUUAA